AGGGAUGUAUCAAAAAUAAACGUAAAGUGGGUUUUACCGAAGCUUCUUGGAAUUACAUGAUUCAGUUGAGAACUGAACCAUGAUCGCCAAGUUUUGUGAAUCAGUCAGCGAUGGAGAGUCUUGCCGCGAGAACGAAAUGAUUUUUCAUAAACUAGAACCGUCUGAAUUGCUUAAACAUCUGCUGAACGCUCGCGAGUCGGUGAGUCAUAUUAAGUCGCGGAAGUUCCGUUCGCCGGAAUCGGAACCUCAUAAAUUAGACAGCGUUGAGUACGACACUCUAUUCGCACCAGUUGCACCGCUGAGUUAUAACCUCAAAAACCAUGGAAUUAUGGACGAGGUCCUCUCGAACGAGACAAUCGACUUUUUACUGUCCGAAGCCGAAAAUAAUUUGUACAUCAACUCCCCAUCCGCCGGAAGUGAGUCCUGCGACUUCACGGAACUUCAGCCCAGCACCAGUACCUCGGUUAAGGAUAUUUUUUCGAAGGCCUCGUGUUCAAAGGACGAAAAUAAAUUUCGUGUUUGUCCGACGGAAAGUGUGAAAGAUUCAAGUGACAAUGACGGCAACAAUAGUGAUAAAAACUGUGAUAGUGAUAAGGACCUGGAUAGUGCCAUGGUGUUAGUUCCUUCCGAUCCCAAAGAAUGGACCAGCGAUCACAUAAAAUCCUGGUUGACAUGGAGUACAACGAAAUUCUCGCUUGACCCGAAACCGAACCCUGAGGCAUUCCCGUCCACAGGAGCCGAGCUCUGCGAGUUAUCCUUAAGCGAUUUCGAAAAAAGAACCGGUUCGGAACAAACAGGGAAAGUCCUGGCCAAAUACAUCGCCCAUCUAAGGCACAGGAUAACAGGACGAGCCAGUAGUCCCUUAAACGUGGAAUGCAAAGUAUUCGAGGACGAUAGCGAUAAAGAUCAAGAUCCCUACCAGCUGCUGAACCUGACGACCAGCCGAUUGGUCGCGCAAGGCUCCGGCCAGAUCCAAUUGUGGCAGUUCCUGCUCGAGCUGCUCCACGAUUCGUCGAACGCGGCGUGCAUCACGUGGGAAGGCACCAACGGCGAGUUCAAGCUGACGGAUCCGGACGAGGUGGCGAGGAGAUGGGGCGAGCGGAAGUCGAAGCCCAACAUGAACUACGACAAGCUCAGCAGGGCGCUCAGGUACUACUACGAUAAAAACAUAAUGUCCAAAGUACAUGGCAAACGUUAUGCAUACAAGUUCGACUUCCAUGGACUUAUGGCAGCGUGCCAGGCACAAGCGCAAGGGCAAGGCGAGAUGAUGCCAGCCUAUCACAAGUACCAACCCCACCAAAGUGAAUUGGGCGCGGCGCUUUACCCUACAGGUUCAGGGGGGAAUCCCAGGCUGCCUAGCAUGCUUCCCGGGGGAGGUCAGCAUUCGCAACCAGGGCUGUUUUCCCCUUCAAGUUAUUGGCCCUACUCGCCUGGCUCGUUUGACCCCAGAGGACCCCCUUUUAAUUAAAAAUAUUAUCUUUCCUUAAUUUUAGUUGAAAUUUGUAAAUAUUGAAUCGUUGUUUUUAUCCAUAUUGUGAUAUGUUUAUCUACUUAAAGUAAAUACUCCUUUCAGCACACCAGCAUAGUUGCUGAUACUUAAAACUUAAAGUCUAUUCAAAUCCAAGCUGGACUAAACAAAAAUUCCUUUCUAUUGGUCGAUUCUGAUGGUGUAACUCGGAUUGUGAGCUCUUAUUG
Messenger RNA from Brassicogethes aeneus, 1695 nucleotides. The record is from the annotation of a GenBank genome assembly. Lineage: Eukaryota; Metazoa; Arthropoda; Insecta; Coleoptera; Nitidulidae.